This is a messenger RNA of Poecilia reticulata (guppy), 1596 nucleotides long. The record is from RefSeq and is a predicted model, not a curated record. Lineage: Eukaryota; Metazoa; Chordata; Actinopteri; Cyprinodontiformes; Poeciliidae.
CUAAAAUGAGCACAGACGUAACGACAUUAUGUUAUUUGUGUUGUGAUCUAAGCUUUACAAAUAGACGCCAUAUUACUCAGGAUGAGGUGUGAUUCAGCGAUUUCUGACGUCUAUUUGUUUCUCCUUUCCACUUUCGUUUUUACAGGCUCAUUUUAUCGCGCUAAAGGGUGACCGAGAAGACACACGGAACAAAAAUAAACCUCUGUUUUUAUUCCCCUCCGAUAAAAUGAACGGUUUGCUAAGGGAAAUACAAAACCUCAAUUCAAUCGCAGCGAAGACGCUUGAAAAAGCAGAUUUCUGCACAGACUCAGAGCUCCAGACUCUAACAAGAGAAGACCUGCAUGAGCUUUUCCCUGGAUCUGACAAGCUAAAGUUGAGGAGGAAGAUCUUUGAAAUAAUAAACAAACAUAAACCAGUUGAGAAGCUCCUGAAAGAUCUUAGAGGUUUCAUCCCAGAGGAUUCUAUAAAGGAUGCCCUGACCAACAACGGGGUCUUGGUUGACUACCUCCGUCUCCUGAAGGACAUGAAAGCUCAGCUGAACAAUGUGCAGAGUUUCCUUGAAGCACACAUUAGUUUAUUGGAGGACAUGAAAGCUCAGCCACAGCAGAAACGUGAUACAGGUUCUGCUGCUAAGAUGCUGGCUGGUCCAACAAGUUCCUGUUUUGGACCAAAUGAAACCACUUCACAAAAAUCUCCAGUGCAUGUAAACCAAAGUGCCGGGGUCUCCAGGUCACCAAGUUAUCACUCUUACGGUCAUUCCCAGAUUGAAAAAGUGACGGUGAAGUACAACAUGGUGAUCAGUGGUCAGACAUUUGAAGCCCAUCAUCAGAUUCUGAGCCAAGUUAAGAGCUCAGCCCAGCAGCUGGACUUGGUGGAGAGCCAGAGCAGUGAGGAUUGCCAUGUCGUGUUGGUCUUCUGUCCAAUUGUUUCACGUACAGGGACAGAUGUGGAAGCAGCCAUGAGAAACGUUACAGGUGCUAAACCUGCCAUUCUGGUCUUGAUGCAUCAUUCUCAUGAACCAAAACAUGUUGCCACAAUGGGAACCUGGGACUACAACCCUAAGAUUGUGCAGCAUUUCAGUGUUUUCUAUCACGAGAGAGUAAAUGGAUUAAUAAACUGCAAAGAAAAUAAUGACGCCAUCUCUGGAAUACAGCAGGAAUUAUUAAAACAUGGAGUACGUACGGAGCCCCCUUAUUCUGUAUAUACUCCAUAUUCAGCUAGUGAGAAACGAGGCGGAGGUAUUCUUGGCUUUUUUUCAAGAUAACAACUCAUAGCUUGCGAUGGUUGUGCUGUGACAAUUAUAACAACCAACAGUGUAAAAUAGUUAGGCAAGAAAAAGUUUAAUGAUUCAGAUCUGCCUGUCCUACAUGGUAAUUGUGGGUGGUUAAGUGAUUUAAAGUUAAAUCAGUGUUAAUACUUACAGUUAAUUUUUACAUACUUUUAGCCUAAAAUAAUAGAAGAAAUUGUUAAGACUGCAUUGGUGAGAGGAAAGAAAACUGCAUGUUUAUCUUUACUGUUUUGUGUAAAUGCUUUCUGACAUACCUGUGGCUUUAAACAGUGAUUGUAAUUCAACAAAUAAACCACGUUUCAAAAUGG